Molecule: messenger RNA, 2125 nt
Organism: Coregonus clupeaformis (lake whitefish)
Lineage: Eukaryota; Metazoa; Chordata; Actinopteri; Salmoniformes; Salmonidae
Product: neurotrophin-3-like
Exons: 1
Coding region: 34-810 (258 amino acids)
Biological process (GO): negative regulation of neuron apoptotic process; nerve growth factor signaling pathway; cell surface receptor protein tyrosine kinase signaling pathway
Molecular function (GO): nerve growth factor receptor binding; growth factor activity
Source: RefSeq, a predicted model, not a curated record
UCUACUCCACAGAUCUUACAGGUGAAUCUAGUGAUGUCCAUGUUGCUGUAUGUGUUGUUCCUAGUGUACCUCUAUGGUAUCCAGGCAACGCACAUGGAGCGCCAGCAGCCCCCACCCACCCAGGACCCCAUCAACUCCCUCAUCAUCCAGCUGCUGCAGGCGGACCUGACCCGCGGCCGGGGGAGACAGGUGGAGGGCCAGGACGGGCGGGCCCAGGACACAUCGCCACCGGUGGGCCUGGACGACACUAAAUUCCUGGAGAGGCGGAGCACGCUGUACCAGCCAAUGGCAGGCCUGUCGUCCGACCUGCUGCUGCAGCAGAAAAACUCCAACUCUCCCCGGGUCCUGCUGAGUGAGCGGGCGCCCCUGCAGCCUCCUCCGCUCUACUCCAUAGAUGACUACGUGGGCAGCUCUGAUGGAACCAACAAGACACGCAGGAAGAGAUACGCAGAACACAAGAGCUACCGCGGGGAGUUCUCCGUCUGUGACAGCGAAUCACAGUGGGUGACAGACAAGACAAAUGCUAUGGACAUCAGGGGUCGUCAGGUCACCGUCCUGGGUCAGAUAAAGACGGGGACCACCGACAGCAGCUUUGUUAAGCAGUACUUCUAUGAGACCAAGUGUCGGACUGCCAAACCUUUUAAGAGCGGCUGUCGCGGCAUCGAUGACAAGCACUGGAACUCACAGUGUAAGACGUCUCAGACGUAUGUCAGAGCUCUGACACAGGACCGGACCUCUGUGGGCUGGCGCUGGAUACGGAUAGACACUUCCUGUGUCUGUGCGUUGUCACGGAAACACCGCAGGACGUAAACACACACAACCCGACCACUGAGACGUUAUGGAAUGUAUUUCCUUAUGGUGAGGGGGGGGCUGUACAUAUAAAUUAUUAUUUAAGUUAUAUGAAAGGCUAUAUGAUAUAUAAAUAUAUGUGUUAUUUAUUGAAGUCAUCAUCAAAGGAAAAUCAAAAAAAAGAAAACUAUGAACUCCUAUGAGAAUCGACCAUGCGGCUCCACAGGCACCACACAGCCUAGCAUCUUCAGACUCAGACCAUAGGACAGUACAGCCUAGCAUGGAGAGACUCUACCAUUGGGCUGGACAGUACAGCCUAGCAUGGAGAGACUCUACCAUGGGGCUGGACAGUACAGCCUAGCAUGGAGAGACUCUACCAUUGGGCUGGACAGUACAGCCUAGCAUGGAGAGACUCUACCAUUGGGCGGGACAGUACAGCCUAGCAUGGAGAGACUCUACCAUGGGGCUGGACAGUACAGCCUAGCAUGGAGAGACUCUACCAUUGGGCUGGACAGUACAGCCUAGCAUGGAGAGACUCUACCAUGGGGCUGGACAGUUCAGCCUAGCAUGGAGAGACUCUACCAUUGGGCUGGACAGUACAGCCUAGCGUGGAGAGACUCUACCAUUGGGCUGGACAGUACAGCCUAGCGUGGAGAGACUCUACCAUUGGGCUGGACAGUACAGCCUAGCAUGGAGAGACUCUACCAUUGGGCUGGACAGUACAGCCUAGCAUGGAGAGACGACGUGCCUUGUUGAUAAAACAUAGAGGAUAGGACAUCACUAGGGGAUAUGACAUCACCAGGUGUAAAGUACAGGAUCUACACUGUCAUCCAGCUCAUUCUAUGACAUCGCUGCUCUGACUGUUGAAAACAGAAAUCUGGACCAAACGUUGAUGUGGACUAAAUAUGUACUUUAUGGAUAUAUGGACAAACCACACACAUGUGCUGACAUACAACAGACAUGUGCUGACAUACAGUAGUACAGACACGUACUGUCACCCAGUAAUACAGACACGUUUGGGUUUCCAUGAUGUAGUAACUGAUGGUUUUGCUGUAUCAUCCAGGCUCAAUACAUGAGGUCUGAUAUGGUGCUUUUGUACCAGACACAUGGGUGGCCUCUGGCCUGUAAGAGAUGUGGCUGUAGGAGAGGCUGGGCAGUAUGUAUGUAUGGAGCAGGUCUGUCUGUCCUCAUUAGGUCAUGUUCCACUAAUGUUAUCAGGACCAAAGCCCCCCCCCAUCCUCUCUGUUAAUCUGGUCCUGUCUGACCGUCUCCAACCUCUAACCCUAAAGCACCUCUAACCUCUAACCUCUAACCUCUAACCCUAAAGCACCUCUAA